AUGGCUACCUUUUCAGACAAGAUCCACAACCCUGAUAAGAGACAAAAGCCCCACCUGAAGAACAACCCAGAGAUUACCGCUGUACCCGAUUCAUCUCUAAUUAAAGACAUUACCAAUAUCAUUCGCCGUGAUGGAGAGGCAUUAUCAUCAAGAAUUUCAUCACGCCUGAGGAAGCCGGCCCUUACUACCAGAAGCGGGUUUGCUGGAAAGUCUCCCACAUUCGCCCAGAAAGGCAUUAAUUAUCUUGCUUACCAUGAGGCGGCAAAGCUAUUACUCAAAGAAGAGUCAUGGCUUCAGCUCCCUUUGGACGAUGCAGCUAUUUCCCGAGUCUGCUCAUGGCACUAA
Molecule: messenger RNA, 345 nt
Organism: Fusarium oxysporum Fo47
Lineage: Eukaryota; Fungi; Ascomycota; Sordariomycetes; Hypocreales; Nectriaceae
Exons: 4
Coding region: 1-345 (114 amino acids)
Source: RefSeq, a predicted model, not a curated record